UGCCGGCCGGCUGCAUGCUGAAGCGAGCCGAAUGAAGGACUCCGUCCCGCCGCCCGUCGGGCACAGGCCGCUGUAGGUCCUGCUUGCACUUCGCUGAUAUACGGUGCUGUGCAACGGGGCAACGCUUCACGAACAAUUUAAAUCAGACUCUUUGUGCGUGUGUGUCCCGGUGCCCGAGGCAGCACUGCCGUGUUGAGCUGACUUGUACAGGGCCUUUGUUUAUUUUUCGAAAGCGUGACAUCGAGCUGCCAGGACCUCUUCGUCAGUUACCGUUGCUACAACACGGAACCUGCACGAACUUUAAAAUGGUUGAUGCACAAAAAAUACCUUCAGGGGAGUAAGAGCGUAUUGGGCGCGUACCAUUACUGUGUAUAAAUAUCAAUGAUAUAUUAUUGCAAAUAUAAAUAUUACUGUCAAAAAUAAAUAGAUAAAAAACUGCCGUGCCCACUUUUGGUAAUAUUACCGCUCUUUUCAACUUCCAGUUAAUUAGCGCGAGUUUCUCCGUCCCGAUUUCCUACAGUUUGAAAUGUAAUUAAAUUAUACAUAUUAUACUAUAAUCUGCUACUGUCGUUUGAAAGAAAUUAGAAAGUUUUGCUUUUACUUUUUCACAAGAUCUCGCGAUGUGAUGGCCUGUAACCAUGGCAACCACAGACGCCAUAACUUGCUCGUCUUCAGCUGCACAAGCAGAAGGAAACACUUCCAGCAUUGCUACAAGUGGGCGGAAAAUUAUAGCCUCUUUAAACAGAGUCGUUUCGCUGUGCACCGAAAGACAGCGAAGAUUUCGUUGUGCGCCUUGCCUUAUUUUCACCCAUGGAGCAGUGCCAGGCGGGUGGCGUUCAGAUCGCGGUACCUGUCCAACUCACCGUGUUGCGAGGCAGGAAUUUGUGACCCUUUUUGAAAUCUUGCCAAAGGAGAAGAAACAGAAAGAAGAGAAAACUGUUGUUUUGGGCCAGGCUGCUGUGGACUUACUGCCCCUGCUACAUGGUCAGUACACGUUCACCACGACUGUAAUAUUGCACCCAACAGCAGGUUCAUCAGCAGAAGUAUCCACUCUGGAGGGAACGAGUAAGCCAGCAUUGGAUGUGGCCAUCUGUGUUCCAGAACCUUUGCUCUCCGAUGCUCAGCUUGCAGACUCCAAUCUGCUGAAGGUGGCUGUUGAAACUGCCUACUCGGUCCCUGAAGUCUGGAACCUGGCAGGUCCUGCGUUCAACUGUGUGGCUGCCCUGCAGGUUCCGGUGACAGCUGAGAAGGAGCAACUGCUGCUGUUCUCCAACGGUGUCCUGAAGCAGGGGGGAGAGAGGGAGCCCACACCCAGGCUGAAGAAGUGGCCUAUGGGUCCUGUCUUGGCCCCUGGAGCCCAGUUCAUCCCAGGGGCUUAUAUAGAGGCUGAGCCUACUGAGGGGGAAGAUGGAGAGCUGACUGGUGUGGAGGACAGGGAGUUCCGAGCCGACGCUGAGUGUGCUAGGAAGCGGGUGAGCUGGGACACAGAGAGGCGCUGUUUCGUGGAGGCAGGAGGACUGGGCUGCCUGCUGAGGCGCAUUGCUGACUGCCGUUUCUGGCCCGUGGAGAUCAUGAGGACGCCACAGAGUAACACCACCAAGGCAGGCAAAACUGGCAAAGACAAGGGGGGGGAAGAUGACGGACAGAUCUCUUUCCACGGAGUGGCGUAUGUGGACAUGGCGCCGCUGCUGUAUCCAGGAGUGAAGCGCAUCAGGGGAGCCUAUCCGGUUGUCCCUUUCUACGAAACAGACCUGCUUGCCAAGACGAAGCGCCAGGGCAGCGUCCUGCGAGACAGCCUGCGGCAGGCGGGGGGGCCUGGGAAGGUCAGGGCGCCCUCCUCCAUCGGCUCGCCCCACUGCAAGGGGGCGCCCAGCAAGAUCCUCAAAGACGAGAAGGGCGCCCGGGAUAAAGAGGCCUCCAAAAAGACAUCCACACAGCCAGCAGCACAAAAACCGGUGGCAUCAGAGAGUGCUUCAGAUAUUGAUACCAUAGUACCAUUAAACCCUGAAGGACAGAUGUAUGCAGAAGCCAGAACCUACGUGGUGAUUGAGAUAGCGUUAGACAAACCCCUGGUUCCAAAGAGACCACCAGAAGAGCUUGCCAAGAGAGUAGCAGAGCUGAUUCCUCCUCGGCCUCCCAUGCCUCGUCGUCUUGUUGGAGCAGACAGGGCAGUGCAGGACUACCACGGGCAGGUGGGGGGCGUGGCGAGGCUGGUGCUGGAACAGUAUCAGGAGCUGUUCGGGGGAGCUCUGGCACAGGGAGAGCUGCCCUUGGACGUGCUUGCCCAAGAGGAACGCAAGACGAAACUCCUGGGAGAGCUCAACUACUCGGGGAAGUACUUCGCUUUCAAGGAGCAGAUGAAGUACUCGGUGGUGAGGAUUGUCAGGGAGAAGAUGCUGCGGACAGAAGGCUUCUCUGACCGGGAGCAGCACCAGGCCUUCCUCAGCCAGCUCUACGUGUUCCUGGUGGACGAGAUGCACGUUGCCCUCAACAAGACCCUAUCAGUGGAUGUCCAGGAGUCUGAACCACAGCCUCUCCUAGACUGUCCUCAGCUAAAACACUUUGCCAUGGAGGCACAGAUAAACCAGGACUACCAGCUUGCUGCCCAGUACUACCAGGAAAGGCUGGCCCGGGACCGCAGUAACCCUGCUCACUGGUUUGACUAUGGAGCGUUCUUAAUGCUCACCUCAGACUAUUCCAAGGCAGAAGAGUGCUUCCACCAGGCAGUGGCCUUAGAUCAGAGACACCUGCCAAGCCUCCUGCUGUGUGGGAUCCUGGCAGAGAUGGGAGGGAGGCAUGAAGACACAGAGACCUUCUUUGAAGACGCCACCUGUGUGGACCCCUCCAGUGUGAUCGCCUGGACUCUGUUUGGGCUGUUCUACGAAGGGCAAGAAAAUGCAAUACAGGCAGAGAUGGCCUUUCUGGAAGCCAAUAAACAGCUGAAGGCAGCGUCGCAGGUGACUGUGAUCUGUGCACCCCAGGCUGAAGAUGAACAGGGCACUGAGCGAUCAGAGGGGGCUCCUGCACAGGAGGCCCAGGAACCUGCAGAGAUUGAAUCGGACAUCCAGAGACAGGAGGAAAGAGGUGCCGAGGCAGAAACGGAGAGCGUGGCUGCUGUCUCUGAGCACAGUCAGGGGGAUGGAGCUGCAGUGCCAGAGCCUGACCUGCCUGUGUCCAAGCCCCCAGAAAGCAGUAGCCUCAGACCUACCACCACUAUCUUCAUGGAGACUGUACACUUCCUACUGCAGACCAACGCCCUUCAGAUGGCUCAACGCGCGCUGGCUCAGGAGCUGCUGUGUCCGGACGGAGGGCCCAGCAGUUCCUAUCAUGUCGCCCUGGCCAGACUUCACCUCCAGAGAGGGGAGUUUGAUGACGCUGAUAAGAAUCUACAGGAGGCACUACAGGACAGCUUUGAGAACCCAGAUGUCUGGGCUCUUUCCGGACACCUUCAUUACCUGACGGGGAAUUUCAGCAAGGCUCGGCAAUGUUAUGAGAGAACCCUGGACUUUGUGACAGACGCCACUGAUAUUCAUCCCAUCUACCUCAGGCUUGGCACCAUCUACCUGCAGGAAAAGCAGUUUGAGCAGGCCAAGCGCAUCUACCUGAGGGCCUGCAGAGACUCCCCCUCCUGCCUGACCUGGCUGGGGCUUGGUAUCGCCUGCUACAGGCUGGAGGAGCUGACGGAGGCAGAAGAUGCUCUUACAGAAGCCAACACCCUGCAUAAUGCCAACCCUGAAGUGUGGGGCUACCUGUCCCUUGUCUGUCUGAAGACUGGCAGACAUCUGGAAGCAGAGCAGUCCUACAAAUACACCAUAAAGCUGAACCUGCGGAACGGAGCUCUUCUGCAGGAGAUCCAUGAGCUACAGGAGCGUGUUGGCUUUGGAAACCCCUCCUUCUGAACAUGCUGAAGCAGAUCAGGAAGAUAUUUACAGUAACUGUCUGGGAUUAUGUUCUGUGUUGUUAAUACAGUGGUUAGUGAACAACUCCAGUCUUGGAGAACUCCAGUGCAGAAAGAGAUCAUCCAGGCGUCCUGUUACUGAGUUUUACAUCUAUGCAUGGUCAUAAACGACGAUAAAUGCAGUCUUUUUAAAAUAAAUAUUAUUUACAAGGUC
Lepisosteus oculatus (spotted gar) is the source of this 4112-nucleotide messenger RNA. The record is from RefSeq and is a predicted model, not a curated record. Lineage: Eukaryota; Metazoa; Chordata; Actinopteri; Semionotiformes; Lepisosteidae.